Molecule: messenger RNA, 3414 nt
Organism: Fibroporia radiculosa
Lineage: Eukaryota; Fungi; Basidiomycota; Agaricomycetes; Polyporales; Fibroporiaceae
Exons: 21
Coding region: 1-3414 (1137 amino acids)
Biological process (GO): nuclear-transcribed mRNA catabolic process, 3'-5' exonucleolytic nonsense-mediated decay
Cellular component (GO): Ski complex
Molecular function (GO): RNA binding; ATP binding; RNA helicase activity
Source: RefSeq, a predicted model, not a curated record
AUGGAUUUAGGCAAGAAAGAACAAAUAUUGCAACAAAUUCUAGACCCUCGUGCAGAUGCAGCACCGAACAUUUUAGCCGAGCUGGGUCUGUAUGGUUUGCCUUCACGAGAUGAAGUUCAUAGGGAGAUUGAAGAGAAGUUGUUGUUACCAAAGGAUCAUCUCCCUGAUCACUGGUUACCGACUUACCAAAUACACUGGGACCACGAACUCUCCGUGCCCUCCUUGCUCUCGCUCGAACCAUCUCCCCCUCCGACGGGACUUGCGUUCGUCUCGAAUCCAAGAAUAUCCACGGGACUUACCUCCACCUCGCUUGAUCGUGCGCCAGGUCCCAGUAGUAGCUUUGUAAGAGGCAAAGCGGGAUACGUUCCGUUCUGGCCAGGAGGACUAGACGAUGUGCGGACAGAAGCCGGUGCCAUUCACAACCUUAACGAACAAUCCAAAGGUCUCAGAACUAUCGCUCCAGGAUUCAGUCGUGGGCUGCGAUUGCCCGGUGACGAUGCCGAAGUGCAUGAUCUUGACGAGAUUGAGAAUAUUUUAGAGCAUAGAAGGGCCCCACAGCAAGAGCCAUGUGGACCGCAAUAUGAACAUAAUGAAAAGGCCAAUCUUACCGCAGCAGCGAUGAAUGGUGUUUCUGAUGUGGAUGAUUUGCUUCCAACAUCCUACCCCUUCGAGCUUGACACGUUCCAGAAGGAAGCUGUCUACCAUCUUGAGAUGGGCGAUUCUGUCUUCGUUGCCGCGCAUACAUCUGCCGGUAAGACUGUAGUUGCAGAAUAUGCCAUUGCACUAGCAGGAAAACACAUGACGAGAGCUAUCUAUACGUCUCCCAUCAAGGCACUGUCGAAUCAAAAGUAUCGUGAUUUUAAACAAACGUUUUCGACAUCUUCGGUGGGAAUAUUAACUGGAGAUGUGCAAAUAAAUCCUGAAGCGAACUGUCUAAUCAUGACAACGGAGAUCUUGCGUAGCAUGCUGUACAAGGGUGCCGACCUCAUCCGCGAUGUCGAAUUUGUCAUCUUUGACGAAGUGCACUACGUGAACGAUGCGGAGAGAGGAGUAGUAUGGGAGGAGGUAAUAAUCAUGCUGCCUGAUCACGUUAAUAUCAUCCUGUUGUCUGCAACCGUUCCCAACACAAAGGAAUUUGCUGACUGGGUUGGGCGUACCAAGAAAAAGGACAUAUAUGUUAUCUCGACAGCUAAACGACCUGUUCCUUUGGAGCACUAUCUAUACGCUGGACGAGAUUUACACAAGGUUGUCGAUGCAAACAGAUCGUUUCUAACGCAGGGGUAUAAGGAUGCAGCUGAGGCUCUUCGUCGGAAGCAAGACAAAGAACGCGAGGCUGCCGGAUUGCCACCAGUACAGCGGCUUGGCGCUCGCGCUGCUGCACCUCAAAGGGGACAACGAGGUGGACCAGCUGGCCGUGGCGGUCAGCGCGGUAGUGCACCGGCUCGUGGGGCUCCUGUUGCAAGGGGCGGGUCGGCUCGUACGUUCCACCAGCCUGACAAGAAUCUCUAUGUCCAUCUACUGGGAAACCUCCGAAAAAAAUCCUUGUUGCCUGUAGUGGUCUUCACUCUGUCAAAGAAACGAUGUGAAGAGAAUGCAAGCACUCUCACCAAUGCCGACCUGUGCACUUCGGUGGAAAAAAGAAUACACCACGGCGGACUGCUCCCCAUAGUAAAAGAGGUUGUAGAGAUCCUCUUCGCGCGCGGAUUAGUCAAAGUUCUAUUUGCCACUGAAACUUUCGCUAUGGGCGUGAAUAUGCCUGCAAAAUGUGUCGUCUUCUCUGGUAUACGCAAACAUGACGGCCGGAGUUUCAGAGAUAUCUUGGCUGGAGAAUAUACUCAGAUGGCAGGCCGUGCAGGUCGACGUGGAUUGGAUUCCACUGGUACGGUUGUUAUAGUUGCCAAUGACGAUGUCCCAGAACAAGGAGCACUACAGAAUAUGAUUCUUGGAACCCCCUCGAAAUUGCAAUCUCAAUUCCGCUUGACGUAUAACAUGAUACUUAAUCUAUUGCGCGUGGAAGCUCUGCGAGUAGAGGAAAUGAUCAAGCGUAGCUUCUCUGAGAAUAGAUCACAGAAACUGUUGCCUGAUCAGCAGAAGAAAGUCGUCGAGAGCGAGAAAACCUUAUCAACGCUGCCCAAACUCGAGUGCGAUAUAUGUUCACCAGAUAUCAACCACUUCUAUGACGUAUCGUAUGAAAUUGUGGACAUCAAUCAACAAUUGUUAGGGAUGGCUGCGGGGCAUUCUCAAGGUUCCAAGUUGCUCUCAGCCGGAAGGGUAGUCGUUUUGCGAGAUGGACAUUUCAGAUGGAAUUUGGCUGUCAUGCUCAAGAGUGCAGGUGUCUUCGAUGGGGUGAAAAUGUACUACGUUCUUGCCCUGGUAGAUUCGGAAACAAAGAGCGGACAACAUGACGUUGAUAUUCACAGCAUAUCACCACGAUGGCCUCCUAAACCUGCGUCACUCAUCGUGGACGAAGCUACGUAUGAAUUUUGCUCAGUGCCAUUCGCAAGCAUUACGAUGGUCUCGGCAAAUAUAAUCAAGAUCGAUGUCGAUUUUAUCGUGUCUGGCCAUCGAAUUUCAUACAUGAAUGAUGCAAUUCAAUCAUUGUCCGCAGUGUUGGCACAGUGGUUACAGUCCGACGACAUACCUGAAGUGGACUGGAGUAGAAUUCGCUCCCUUGAAUUUCAAGAUAAUUUACGACGACGUAGUGGGCUUAUGGACCGGCUGGCAAGCUGCAGCUGCACUCUUUGCGAGGACUUCGAAGACCAUUAUGCUAUUGUUCACGGCGAAAAGGCUCUACGUACUAACAUAGCGGAACUCAAACGAGCGAUCUCGGAUCAGAACCUGGAACUCAUUCCAGAUUACGAACAGCGUAUAGCCGUCCUCAAGGAGCUGAGAUUCAUUGAUGAAAAUUCGACUGUGUUGUUAAAAGGGCGUGUUGCCUGCGAGAUAAAUUCCGCGAACGAGCUCGUAUUGACAGAACUCAUACUCGAGAAUACCCUUGCUACGUUCGAGCCUGAAGAAGUCGUGGCACUAUUAUCUUGCUUCGUCUUUCAGGAAAAGACCGACAUCGAGCCUGUCAUUCCUCCCAAGCUGGAAGAAGGUCGAGAUGCUAUUGUCGCCAUUGCCGAACGCGUCGGAAGUAUACAAGACUACCAUAAAGUUCCUGGAGAGACAUUCCGCGGACUCAAAUUUGGUCUCAUGGAAGUAGUGUACGAAUGGGCUAAGGGAAUGAUUACCGAAUUGACGGAUGUCGCAGAAGGAACCAUUGUUCGUGUCAUUACCCGCCUUGACGAGACUUGCAGAGAAGUGAGAGACGCUGCUCGCGUAAUUGGCGACGCCGAGUUAUUCAAGAAAAUGGAGGAGUCGCAAAUUAAAAUCAAGAGGGACAUCGUAUUCGCCGCAAGUCUGUAUUUCUGA